This is a messenger RNA of Macadamia integrifolia, 1045 nucleotides long. RefSeq names its product thioredoxin-like protein CITRX2, chloroplastic. The transcript has 4 exons. Gene Ontology annotation, cellular component: thylakoid. Bases 174 to 716 code for a protein of 180 amino acids. NCBI's taxonomy places the organism in Eukaryota, Viridiplantae, Streptophyta, Magnoliopsida, Proteales, Proteaceae. Gene Ontology annotation, molecular function: protein-disulfide reductase activity. The record is from RefSeq and is a predicted model, not a curated record. Gene Ontology annotation, biological process: cell redox homeostasis; plastid organization.
CGAUCAAUGGUGACCCCAAGAUAAAUUCCGGUCUCUUCAUCGGUGGUGGGUUUUGGUUUUAUCUUCAGAGCAAAGAGGAUUUUUCUCUAAAGCCAAAUUGCAGGGACGGUCUCUCUCUCUCUCUCUCUCUCGCUCUCUCUUUCUCUUCUUCUUCGUCUUCACAGUCAUCAGGAAUGGCAGUCAUACAGAGCAACGCAUCAUUGUUUACUACAUCGACUGCCUCUGCAUUUCUCACGGCGCCACGACCCCUUCUUCGUUUUCCUUCCUUCUUGAAGACCCACCAACCCAAUUUGCUCUCUUCAACAACUAUUGACAGACCCCUUUCCCUAAAACCAAGAAGAAAGCUACUCUGCGAAUCCGCUUCCGGCAAGUACGUCAGACAAGACUAUUUAGUGAAGAAGCUGUCGGCCAAGGAGGUGGAGGAGCUGGUUAAGGGGGAAAGGACUGUACCUCUUAUUGUUGAUUUCUAUGCGACAUGGUGCGGCCCCUGCAUUUUGAUGGCUCAGGAGCUCGAAAUGCUUGCGGUGGAAUAUGAGAGCAAUGCAUUGUUUGUCAAGGUUGAAACUGAUGAUGAGUAUGACUUUGCUCGUGAUAUGCAGGUCCGAGGUUUACCAACUCUAUAUUUCAUCAGUCCAGACCCAAAUAAGGAUGCAAUCCGGACUGAAGGGCUGAUUCCAGCUCAGAUGAUUAGGGAUAUCAUUGACAAUGAAAUGUGAGAGAGGAAAGCUAAGCAACUCCAAAACCAGUUUCUAAAUAUGAUCCUGAGAUGGUGAUGUAGCUUCAAAGGAUCAAUCUCGGUGCAGUUAACAGGCAGGGAUCAACAUAACAGGUGAGUGGAAAGCCUUUGCGACCUCAGAAGAGGUCCUUGCUGAUUUUGGAGAGUGACCUCUCAAAUAUGAUUGAUAUAUCAAGCUCUAAAUGAGGAUGGGCUUUGUACGAAUUUUGAUACUUUGAUUCCCUUUUGAAUUUAGAUACUUACUAACCUUAACAUGUACACUAGUAAUCCUUCUUCUCAAACCAUGGUAAGAUCAUCUGUUUUUGUGCC